Messenger RNA from Chilo suppressalis (striped riceborer), 7501 nucleotides. The record is from the annotation of a GenBank genome assembly. NCBI's taxonomy places the organism in Eukaryota, Metazoa, Arthropoda, Insecta, Lepidoptera, Crambidae.
CCCGGGGUAGCUAGGAGGGGGUGAGGCCAGCCAUUCAGUUCGCGACGCGCAACGGGGUAGCACGCGCGCCAACGCGACACCACAAGAUGUCAUUCCAUUUUUGAAAAUCAUAGUGCAGUGCAAACAUACAUCAACAGAUUAGGGGCAAAGAUGACGAAAUUUCACGUACUCCUGUUCGCUCUCUUCGCAGUUUCUCUGGCACUGGUGUCCGCCCUGCCGAGCCCCACGGUGUCCGACGAUGACGAUGACGACGACGACACUACGCCGCAGAGCAGGGCGGACGCUGACGACGAUGGGCGGGUGUACAAGAACCCUAGGAACUCGCCGUCCGCCGAGUGUCCCAGGGACGAGGAGCAGGCAACUAUGCUGGGCCAAAAGUGUUUGAGGAAGUGUUCUUCAGACGAAGACUGCAAAAGUAAGAAGAAAAAAUGCCUCUGCGACGGAGCCUGCGGCAUGUCGUGUAUUAAACCAGAUCGCGAGUGUCCAGAACUGGAGCAACCGGAGAUUGGCAAAAUCACAUUGACCGGAAGGCUGUUUGGCAACAAGGCUGUAUACUCAUGUCCUCACGGAUACCACGUUGUGGGUCUCCAGAGUCGUAACUGCCAAGCUGAUGGCAAAUGGGCGGGGCAGGCCCCAGCGUGUAAAGAAAACAUCUACUGCCUGCAACCUCCGACGAUAGAGCACGCACGCCACUCCGCUUUACCAGAGCAGGAGACAUUCGACCUGGACGCCACCGUACAGUACAACUGCCAUACUGGCUACGUCACCAACGGCUUCCCGAGGGCGAAAUGCCUUGCCAUCGACGGCCAAGCCUCGUGGUACGGUCCAGACAUCAGCUGUGAGCCUCGGUCCUGCGGCGAACCAGGCGACGUGCCCCACGGAUGGGUGACCGCGGACUGCCACACCUUCGGUUGCCGAGCAGUAGUUCAAUGCGGGCAAGGGUUCGAGCUGGUCGGAAAAGCGGAGCGGUACUGCCAAGCAGACGGUGCGUGGGCCCCCAAGGAGCUCCCGACCUGCGUCCUGGUCACCCAGGUGCAGUGCCCCCCGCCAGAAGCACCGAGGCACGGGAAGGCGGUGUACACAUCAUGCGCAUACAAUUCGGUCGUCUCUUAUGAGUGCAAGUAUGGAUAUCGACUUGUGGGAGAUGCGACGAGAAGAUGCGGCGCUGAUAAGAAAUGGUCAGGAACACAACCAAUAUGUAAAGAAAUUAAUUGUGGCCAUCCCGGACAACUCUGGAACGGGUGGCUGGAGAACAUAUCCUCGGGCACAGGGUUAGGAGCGUCGAUAAUCUUUAGAUGCCAAGACGGUAUGAAGAUGGAAGGGAACGGCUCAGCUAUAUGCCAGAACGAUGGCACUUGGAGUCACCCCUUGCCACAAUGUUUAGCACCGUGUGUGGUACCCCAUGUAUCGCAAGGGCGAGUAGUAUUAGUGGAAAACAAAACUGGCGAAAAUUACACGCAAGAAGGGAAUACUCAAAUCGUCGGUAGUUCAUCAAUGGUACAACAUGGUGAGAUCAUAGUGGUGGAUUGCGAAAAGAACUAUGAGUUUCCAUCCAAUAAUGCUGCAGUCACAUGCAAUAACGGGACGUGGACACAGAUACCUAGAUGCCAACCGGCAAGAUGCAAGAAAAUGCCAAGAAACCCACGAAACGGUAUGGUCCUGGCCCCUAAAACGGAACACGGGAUGAAAGCACGCUUCAGAUGUAAAGAUGGAUUUGAGCUGAGAGGCAAUCCUAUUGUUGUCUGCUCGUUUGGCAAUUGGAGUGGAGAAGCCCCGAAAUGUGAAGAAGUAUUUUGCCCUUUCCCCGGUUACAUCGAAAACGGUAAAGUUCUUCUAGUUGGUAAUAUGGGGCUAUAUGAUUAUCGACCGUAUGUUAAAAAGGUGGUUAACAAUAAACAAAUCAUGUAUGAAUGUGAAAAAGGCUACGUUCUUUCUGAAGGGCCACCAGGAGCCACAUGUAUAGGUGGUCAUUGGAGCCCCAGAGAGCUACCCAAAUGUACUCUAUACCAACAUCCACGUAUAAGGUGGAGUCGUCGGAGGCGAUCCAUUCCAGAACCCGAAAUCCGUCAUAGAAGGUCUGCUUAUCUCCGCCAAUACUAUACAAACCUACGUCGAAGACCCGAUCCUACACAACAAUACCUAGAUCAACUUUACGAAAAAUAUAAUCAUGAUACUCAAAAGCCAACUUUGAGGCAUGCUAAUUUCAAACUCAUGAAGAAAUAUGAUACCGAUUUAGAAGACGAUUUAUCUACUGGAACUGAUGAUAAUGCUGACGGUGAAAAUUAUCCGACUGCUGUUUACACAGUCUAUAAUGUUCACGGUGAACCUAUUGGUCAUAGAUUAUAUUCUUACCAACCAGUAUACGAACCAGAGGAAGAUGAAAUUGUGGAGAGUGCUAAUAGUUCAGAAUAUGAAGAUUCUGAAGAACUGGGCGAUCUGUCCCACUUAACGAUUUUAAAAGGUGGCCUUUUUCCAGAUAAUAGAAUAGGAAAUAAAAAUGCUCCAAGCAUUAAUAAACUAAAACAUGAGUAUUUUGAAAGAUACGUAGACAAGAGAAGAAAGAGAUUUUCAAAUCUUAAAACUGCUAAUGAGUCGAAAACGGAACUUGAUUUAGAAUUAGAAGCUGAUAGCACUAUGCGACUUACUACAAGUACAACAGAAACGCCUAAAAAGAGGUUCAGACGAUAUAUAAACACUGAAGAGUCCGACAGAGACGUGUGGACCUUAAGACCAACUUUAAAGAAAACUGCAUCAACUAAUGAUGUUACAACGGAUAAUCUUAAAGUUAUUCCAUUAGGUUCAAAUGCUAAUGAUGAAAUACUUAUUAACCAACAUAGUUUCAGUAGAGAAAUGGAAGUAAUUCCAUUACAGUACAACAACACAAAUUCUACUGAAGUUGAUAACAUUAUUGAUAAACGUGAUAAGAGAACAAGUAGAAAAACAGAUAGACUAAACCAAACAACAGCUACUGUACCUAAAACAGUUCGUGAAAAUAAAGGCAGACUACGUAAAAGUCAAUCAGAAUCGAGUGAGGACGACCGAAGCACUGAGUUGAAAGACACAGUAGAUGGCAGUAAAGAAGGUAAUCAAACUGAAAAGGGAAAGAAAGGACGACCUAAGAGCCCUUGUGAGCCAAUAGAGAGCGAACCUUAUAUAAACGUUGAAAUUGUUAAAUAUGGACGGGAUCCAAACAACACUUUUAGUUCAGGAACAAUAGUGCGAGUAGCUUGUGGAAAGGGUUAUGGACUUAACUUGGAACCAAAUACAACUGCGAAAUGCGUCCGAGGCAGAUGGAAACCAGAAAAACCAAAAUGUGAAAUACAACCAUGUCAUGUACCUGCGACUGAGUAUGGUAUCUAUACGAUGCCAUCAGAUCCUGGACACCUGAUGACAGCCAGCCAAGUGCUGGGAACCCCUAGCAUAGGUCACGGGGAUGAGAAAGAACUGAACGAAACAGACCCCAUACCUAAUGGGCAAGUCAUACAUUUCUCGUGCGAAUAUGGGUACAAUGUACAAGGUCCAACAAAUCUACGAUGUUGGCUUGGAGAAUGGGCUGUAACAAGUAUGCCUGAAUGUGUAGCAGCACCAUGCGAACUACCCUUGCUUCAUGGGGCGACAUACGAGGCAGGGUACAGGGCAGGCUUGACAGUUGCACACGCGUCCUCUGUCAAUAUAGCAUGUGAAGCUGGCAGAUCUCCACCUGCCACUCUCAACUGUCACCUGGGGAGACUGCAGCCUACAGUACAUGAUUUCUGCAGACCACUAGCUAAUUUGUCAAGACCACGACCGACAUCGGAAUAUCAAAGUGGCUCCGAUAUUGUUCGCGAAGACAUAUCGGAACUGGAGCCCGACAUAGAUGGAAAAACUGUGACGGAUUGUGGGCCUCCUGCUAGGGUUCAAGGCACUCUCAUAUACCGCGAUGGAGCCGAAGUGAAUGGAACCCUUGGGGUGGAAGGGUACCCUCAUGGUACUGAGAUCACCUUCAGCUGCAUAGCGUCCAUAAUGGGUGAGAAGACCACGUGGAAACUGAUCUGUGAACAUGGAGAUUGGGUCGGCAAGAGUUUCAACUGCGAAGAAUUGGAGGCGCAGAGCGAGGAGCUGUUGAACAACAAUAGUUGCACUUUUAGGAAUGAAGAACCUCAUGUGGUAUCGUUUUUCAACGACUUAGAGAUUACCGAGACAGUGGACUUCCCAGCGGGAACUGUUAUAGUAUCCAGAUGCAGUGACAUUGGGAAGUACGCGAUGACUGGCUCACAAGCUCGUAAGUGCAUCGGCGGAUCGUGGGAUGGUGCUAAGCCAACCUGUUUCGGACUAAACCAGGAGAACGAUUAUGCCAUGGAGAAGCCGCCCACGAUCCUGUUCCGGCACUCGCAGGGCCCCAUAGCACAGACCAACGACGGAAAACUGUUAGUCUACCCGGGAACAGUGCUCCAUAUGGAGUGCUUAUGGAUGCGACGAUUCGGAAACCCAAAGUGGAACGUGACGCAUUAUGUUCCAUCCGAUCCUGAGCGCAAGUAUCCGGAAGGUUGGACCACAGAUCCCGGGCGAGACAGCCAAUUGGAAUACCGGCUCAGCAUAAUGGGCGCUGAAAAGGAGGACUCUGGUAUAUACGGCUGUGAAACGCCAGCAAGACAGAUCCACCAGGUCGAAAUUAUCGUAGAAGACGUACAUUGCCCCCCUCUGCCCAUUCGGCGAGGACUGGUGGCCAACGGGCUGGGCACCAGAUUAGGCACGGAGAUCAGGUUCUCGUGUGCCAAUGGGAACGCGCUGCUUGGCGCCCAUACGCUUAUUUGCAGAGCCUCUGGGAAUUGGUCCGCACCACUACCCGUUUGCGAGAGCGUAGAGUGCGGCGAGGUGAUCCACGAUACACCUCUAGGCGCGGGUGAACGAAGACCCCGUGUGGCCGUAGUGUCUCGAGGGGUUGGAGGGCGCGCCGCCUUCUCCUGUCCCGCGGGGUGGGCUCUCCGGGGCGCCUCCGAGACAGUUUGCCUACCCGCCGCUGAUUGGGCGAGACCCUUCCCCGUUUGCACAGAAGUGUCGUGCCCAGCUCUCCCUCCGCCCGCGUCGGGCUACGUACUCGGUCGAGCGCCGUACAGAGCCGGAGAUGUACUGCAGUUCCAUUGCAACCCGGAGCAUACGCUACACGGCAGGCCGAUCCUCGUGUGCCAGGAUAGUGGCCGGUGGAGUGACAAAGCUCCCACAUGUGCACAAGCCUGUACCUACCCGGGCACCACAAUAUCAGGGAGGAUGUCUUCAGUGAAGUUCUAUUACAAGAUCGGGGAAACUGUCACGUUCACGUGCGAACCUGGUUACAGGCUGAAGGGAGCGCCAAUGUUGCGAUGUCUCAAGAACAGAAAAUGGUCGAACGCCAUUCCACUGUGCGCUCCGAUUACGAACUUCACCUCAUCAUCGGAAUCACUAGCAAUGCUGAACGGCGACAUCGACGCCAUGUUAUCGGACAGCGCCAUCUAUCCGACGGAUGUUCUGAAAACGCGCGAAACACCCGCCAUUUUGACUCCCGAGAGCUACAAAGCCGCGAUGACGCGCGUCGCCGCUACAAGGUUACUGCGGAGAGCACCUAUAGAGAUACACAAAAACAGAAUUUUAAGAGUUACCAAUCUCCUAAGAAGAGACAACGAGAGAUAAUUUUAAAUUUCGAAUUAGCUUAAUUACGUUCCGUUUUGUUUUCAUAUUUUUAUGUUGUUAAUUUCGAAUAAGUGAAUGGACGUGUCAAUUUGAAAAAAAUAAUAAUUUACCUACAUGUUGAAAAAGGUUUAGUGUGAUUUCUUUUAUUGAAAAAAUAUUUGAUUAGAAGUACCUAAUAUUUUUUUGGGAUUAUUAUUAGUAUAUAUUAUUAAUAUUACAACAAAAAAUAAUUGGAUGAAAAUUAUAACAACAAUAAAUGUUUCAACUAUCUAAUGCCGGCACUUCGCUUGGCUACAAACUAGACAUCAGUACUUAUGUCCUUUUCGUUCCUUAGAAAGCAUGAUAAGAAUAGACUCUUUCAAGUUUACAAAUAUCCAAUUCGAAUAGCCAAGUGAAAUGCCAGCAUAACGUUACUUAUGACAUAUUUGUAUCACGACUGAUACAACAAACAAUUACAAAGUUUGUAAUAAAAAAAAACCGUAAGUGUUCUUUUCUUUGAAAUGUGUACAAUAUCUCUUUCUUCUCUCUCUCUCUUCCUGUAUGUACAAUAACUACCAAUGUACUUAUUGAAAAUGGAUUUGAAUGAAGCCUGAAAAGGCUCAAAAAUGUAUAAUUUAAAUUGUAGCAAAAGUAUUACAAUAUGAAUUAAUUUUGUAUUUUUGAAGACUGUUAUUUAAAUAGUAAAUUAAUUGAUAAAGCUAUUUAUUAGUUACCAUUAUAUUGGAUAAGUUCGAAAAAAAAUGUUAUUAGAUUAUUUUUUGUUAGGUAAGUACGUGUAAAUAACAUAUUGCUUCGCCAAAGAAAAGAAUAUUCGUAUAAAUAUUAGUCCAAACAAUUUUAUGUAGAUAUAAAAAUGGAAUAGAUGUAAGUUUAUUGAUUAAAUUAUUGAUAUAAUAUAGUAAAUAAAUAAAUAAUUUAACAGAAAUAAUUGAUUAAGCUAAAUCUAUAUCACGCACAAACCUUUAAAAAAAUAAUAUAUCGGAAUGUAUGUAAUCAUUGAAGUUAAUUAAGAUAAGCUCCAGUACUAUAACUUACAAAAGUAAAAACUCACACAAUAGGGAUGAUGACUAAUUUUUUUUCUCCGUUUAUCAGGUAGAUUAUCAAAAAGUAUUGGACACGUAUUUUUUCUUUUUUCCACAUAAUGAUAUUAAAAGGAGGUCACGAGCCCCUACUUCCAAACUUUGACGCGCUAUAAUUUUGUCAUUUUUUGGUUGAUUGCCCAAAGAAAAAAUACGUUUUUCAUUAUUUUUUGAUCAUCUAACUGACGGACUAAAAAGAAUUUCGUUUAUUGUACCCCGUCAUCACCCCUAUUAAUUUCAAAAGCCUAAAAAACAAUAUUAAGUUUGACUUUUGGCUUAACAAAGUAUAUCGAAUAAUCGUCACCUAUCAUGAAAUUUAUAAUUAUAUAAAGUAAAUUUUUACACUUCGAAAAGACAUGUUAAUCUUUGAUACCAGAAAACAAAAAUAACUAUGAUGUUAUGUUUAUGAAGUCCACUAUACACCCCGGCACACUUCUUGAGCAACGACCAUAAACAAGCUAGCCUGCGCAGCAAUUUUACAUUCAAAAAGUCUACUGCGCAAGUUAAUUUGUCUUUGGUUUUGCCCAAGAAGUUUGCUGCUACCUGUAAGGUUGAUAUUACUGGAGCUUUUCUGGAUAAAAUGCAUAUCAGAAAAAUGUCGCAUAUCUUUUUUUUAAGCAUUAUAACUCGAGAUUUAAAAAAUAAAGUACAGUUUUAACGCUUUCGCGUUAGUAAUCGUGUAUAUAAGUUUCUUUAAAAACUACGUAAAAAUAAUGUCGUCGACCGAGAUUAACUAAAUAAAACGCCAAAUAAAAGUACCUACCUACCUACGACGA